Messenger RNA from Conger conger (European conger), 2531 nucleotides. Its product is annotated as tripartite motif-containing protein 16-like. The record is from RefSeq and is a predicted model, not a curated record. NCBI's taxonomy places the organism in Eukaryota, Metazoa, Chordata, Actinopteri, Anguilliformes, Congridae. The transcript has 6 exons. Gene Ontology annotation, molecular function: protein binding; zinc ion binding. Bases 7 to 1650 code for a protein of 547 amino acids.
AGCAAAAUGGCUGAAGGUGUGUUCCUGGAUCAGGACCAGUUGAGCUGUCCAAUCUGUCUGGAUCUACUGAAGAAUCCGGCCGCUAUUCCCUGUGGACACAGUUUCUGUAUGGGUUGUAUUAAUGGCUACUGGGAUCAGUAUGAUGAUAUUGGUGUCUUCAGCUGUCCCCAGUGCAGACAGACCUUCGCCCCAAGGCCUGCUCUGGGCAAAAAUACCAUGCUGGCUGAAGUGGUGGAGAAACUGAAGAAGACAGGACUCCAAGCUGCUCCUCCUGCUCACUGUUACUCUGGACCUGGGGAUGUGGAGUGUGAUGUCUGCAUUGGGAGAAAGCGUAAAGCUGUCAAGUCCUGCCUGGUGUGUCAGGUCUCUUACUGUGAAAUUCACCUCAAGCCUCACUAUGAAUCCCCUGCCUUUAAGAAGCACGGACUGGUCAAAGCCACUGGAAACCUGCAGAAGACCUGCUCUCAUCAUGACAAAUUGCUGGAGCUUUACUGUCAAACCGAUAACAAGUUUAUCUGUCUGCUGUGUGCAACGGAUGAACACAGCGGCCAUAAAAUAGUCUCAGCAGGAGCUGAAAGGAACUUAAAACAGAAGCAGCUAAGAGGAACUCUGAGAAAAUUCCACUUGAGAAUCAAGGAGAGAGAGCAGGAGCUGCAGGACCUGAGACAGGCUGUGCAGUCACUCAAGCGCUCUGCACAGGCAGCAGUGGAUGACUGUGACAUGAUGUUUACUGAGAUGAUCCGCUCCAUUGCGAGAAAGCGCUCUGAGGUGAAAGAGGUGAUCAGAGGUCAGGAGAGGGUUGAAGUGAGUCGGGCUGAAGGACUCCAGGAGCGACUGGAUCAGGAGAUUACUGAGCUGAGGAGGAGAGAGGCUGAGCUGGAGGAGCUUUCUCACGCAGAGGAUAACAUCCAUUUUCUCCAGAGCUGUCAGUCUCUCUGUGCCCCUCCAGGACCUGGAAAGUUACGCAGAAUCACUUUUAGUCCACACUUCUCUUGUGAGGCUGUGAGGAAAUCUGUCUCUGUACUGAGAAAGCAACUGGAUGACGUCUGCAAGGUGGAACUGAUCAGAAUUUCUCAAUCAGUGAAAGAAGUCGCCACUGUAGAGCCCAUGACCAGAGAAGAUUUCUUACAAUAUUCAUGUCAGCUCACACUGGACCCCAACACAGCACACAGAAACCUCCGCGUGUACAAGACGAGCAGACUGCUCACCUAUGUGAAAAAGAUCAAUUCAUCUCCUGAUCAUCCAGAGAGAUUUGACUGCUGGGUCCAAGUGCUGUGCAAAGAAGCUCUGUCUGGGCGCUGUUAUUGGGAGGUUGAGUGGAAUCGGGGUGAAGGGGUUGAUAUAGGAGUGUCAUAUGAGGAGAUCAGCAGGAAAGGAGGAGGUAAUGUCUGUGGUUUGGGAUAUAAUGACAACUCAUGGUGUUUGCACUGCUCUCACUCCAGUUACUCUUUUGGGCACAGUAAUAAGAGAACUGAAAUCCCUGUUCCCUACUCCUCCAGGAUUGGAGUGUACCUGGAUCACAGGGCAGGAACUCUGUCCUUCUACAGCAUCUCUGACACAAUGACCCUCCUGCACAGAGUCCUGACCACAUUCACUCAGCCCCUCUAUUGUGCGUUUGGGCUUGAGGAUGGAUCCUCUAUUCAGCUGUGAUCUGAGACUGAGAGAGGGGAAAUCAGCUACUAUCUGAGUGAGAGAAAAACUGCAGUGAGGAAGAAAUUUCUUUUUUAUAAAAUAGUACUAUUAUUGUUGUGACGAGGGAUAGAGAAACACAAGGGUUGGAGUGAGAAAAAACAUAUGAUGAGAUGGAAAACAUAAUAUGAUUGAAAAUAACAACAAAAAAAACAUUGGUUGCCAGCCCCAGGACUUUAGACCGUAAGAGAAGACAGCUCAACUGCAUUAGUAUUAGGAGAGAGGGAGAGCUGGUAUGGUAGUUUAGCUCAAUUCAAACUGAAGGGAGAUAUAGAUGGAAUGACAGUUUAGCUGAAUUCAAACAAACUGAAGGGAGAUGCAGCUGUUGAGAGUUUAGCUGAAUUAAAAUUGAAGGGAGAUACCGCUGAUUUGGGAGUUUAGCUGAAUUCAAACUGAAGGGAGAUCAGGCUGUCAGGUGCAUAGCUCAAGAGUAGCCUCUUAUCUUUUGGUCUAGUUAGAUAAUGAAAUAUUUCUAUUUUUAACCAUGGAGUUAACAAAAUAAAAAAAAACUAUUAUUUAUCUUUAUUCUUCAGCAAGUAAUUUACUUUGACUUCAUUUCCAGUUACUAAUGCUAGCACUUAUAUAUAGUUAUAUAUAGAUAUUGAGUUAGAUAUUGUCUUGUUGUACUCAGGGUAUUCUAGCUGCCAACCGUGGUAUGCUAGUUUAUAAGUUGAUGCAUUCUUCAAGGGCUCCAAUUGUAUCUGUAUGGUCACGCUUGUACUGUCCUCUCAGGUCCUGUUCACACUUGUACAUCACUCUGGAUACGAGUGUCUGCUAAAUUCUUUGUAAUGUAAUGUAAUGUAAUAUUAAUGCUGUAAUUUGCCUAUUAUAUUUCCUUACAU